Trichoderma harzianum CBS 226.95 is the source of this 5173-nucleotide messenger RNA. RefSeq lists its product as hypothetical. The transcript has 5 exons. Gene Ontology annotation, molecular function: metal ion transmembrane transporter activity. The coding region runs from base 83 to 5146 and encodes 1687 amino acids. NCBI's taxonomy places the organism in Eukaryota, Fungi, Ascomycota, Sordariomycetes, Hypocreales, Hypocreaceae. The record is from RefSeq and is a predicted model, not a curated record. Gene Ontology annotation, cellular component: membrane. Gene Ontology annotation, biological process: metal ion transport; transmembrane transport.
UGUCUCUUGGAAGUCCAGCUGCCGUACACCGCGACUUUGAAUCCCACGGUUCAAACACGAGCCCGGGAUAUGCAUACAGAAAAUGGACAGUUCACCUUCUCCACGCCGUCGGCACAGCGGCGAUCAGCCGCCUCGGAGAUACAGAGGUAUCUCUGCUGGGACUUCCAACAGUAAACGGCUGAGCUCACCCAAACCGGAUUUCCGUCCCUUUUACGAAAAUAACUAUAGAAAUAAACUAAAUUUUGAUUCUCCCUACGAAGAAUUACCCAUACCAGAGGAUCCAGCAUCCUGGGAGUCUCAUUACAGCACAGAAUCUUACAACAGUCGAAACGCUUCAUCAGGCACACCACCCCUACCCAGUGGUGGUAAUGUUGCUAGGGAAAAUGUCAGCAGUAGACCUAGCUUUGUUGAAGGGAUUGAAAAUGACGGGAAAAAAGCUGAAGAAGUUGAGGACGCCGGCCUGUCGUGCAUAGUGACUCUUCCAAGCAACAACAAACAAAGCUUGCCUUACACAAAUCUCACAGACUCGAACUCAGUGUGGAAAGUAGGAAAGAGCUACGAUAAAAAGAUUGGUACAACGCAUCUCCAAUCAAUUUAUUCAAUAAAGUAUUCCAUAGGGGAGAUGGGACAAGAAAAGAUUACGCUCUUUUGCCCACAAGGCCCUAUCAAAGACGAUGACGAUUCAGCAGUGGUGCAAGCCAAAUGGCUCCAUGUUCAACGUUCUUCAAGGAGCGUCAAGGUCCUGGAGAAGCUCGUCAUGGAUUGCCCAAUAAUUAAUGGAGAUAUUCGGAGAGUUGCCAUUUUACUACUUGAAGCUGUCGAAAGAUCCUUCCUCCGAGAAGCAGAAAAUGGAGCAUACAUAGAGCCGGGUUCGGUUGUGCGUUUUACUGGCACUCGUCACAUGCCUCACGACUCGAGCAAUUUUGUGGUCACAGAACCUGUCAUUUUUAUUGCGUUCCCAUUUGUGGAGUUGGCGUCAUCGAGAAAUACCCACGGGUCUCGUGAAAGAGAUGAAUACUAUCCUCGAACUCUCCUUCAGAACCUUUACGGAUUUGACGUCGUCACAAGCAGGGGCAAGCAUCAAGUUAUACACAAGAUGUCGGCGGGCAGUCAGCCAAAUGAUACCUUAUAUGUCAAUCAAUUGUGGUGUCUUGUGAUAGGGUCAGAUAUCCUGAUAACCCUUUCAGACCGGCCAACGGACGAUUUGCUGGGUGGAUCAAUUGAGAAACGUACCGACUAUUUCAAGCAACCCUUAAGAAUUGAGGUUAUCGAUACAAAUGGCUCACAGCAUAGCAUGAGUAUAUCGUCAAAGACGCCAUGGGUAGAUCUCUUCCGACAUGUGAUAUUUACCGUUCACGGUAAUCUCAUGAACAUUAUGGACUAUGAGUUAGUGGACGAGGCAGACGAAGUAAUAACGGCAGAAAGAUGGGUUGAAAUCGCAAAAGCAACGAAACUAUCGCUACUUAAAUUUUAUCUCACCGAGCGAAAGACCCCAGCAUCGCGCUCAUCGAGUGUUUCUAGUCGAAUCAGCAAUCGUUCGGGCAUUAGAAGACUUUUAUUACUUGAUUACGCACAUCGCGACCGUCGCCACGGCUCAAAGGCCAGCACAUCACGCCAUUCUGAGGAUAGAUAUGAUGCGGAUUCGUCUUCUGGCGAAAGAAGAGCGGUAUCGAAAAGAACAUCAACGCCAAGACCGCCUAGACAUGGAAGGCCUCCCAUCAACACUCGAUCGUACAGUGAGCCCGCCGAGAUCAAAGAUCAAAGAUCCAGAAUAGAGGCAGAAAUCUACCCAAAAGCCGAGAACAAAAGUCUUCCAACCAUAAUCACGCUUGACAGCAGCGACGAAAAUUAUUCCGAGCCCGAACGGGCAAUUACAUCGAUGCGCGACUCUCAAGAUGUGGGCAAUAAUGCUAGAGAGUCUCGCCAAAACGAUGCCUCUCCGUACAAUACAUUCACACCAGAGAACCAGCAGUCGCCAUCAUCAGGCUAUGUUGGCGAGGACAUCCGCUAUAUGGGACCUCCGUCAAAGCAUGACGAUUCCUCGAUGCACGAGCUACGAGCUAUUGUAAGCGACAUUGAAGAAAAGAAAGAAACUCUCACUCAUCUCGAAGAUCAUUUUUCCUACCUUGGUGAUGACGGCAAAGUCAAGGUAUCCGAAGAAGAGGCCCCAGAUGUACUGUUGCUGAAAGAUACAGUCAGUUCCGCUGAGAAUCCCAACAUUCAAAAAGGAGAUGAUGAGUUACACGAACAUAAAGAGACACCUUCAAGUCAAUUGAAUAGACCAGCAACGGCAUAUCAAAAAGUCCAGAUAGAGGAUGGAUCUGAGUCUUCUGAUGAGGACAAAACCGAUAGACACACAUACGACGAUCCAACUCACGCUACUUUACAGGAUACGACAUCCGAGCUCAAUCUAGAUGAUGAUGACGACUUGAUGCUAAAGAGCCAGAGAGGCCAUUUUUAUCCGUUCAUCUCGCCUGAUUUCGACAACCGGGAAAAUACUUCAGAGAAAGGGUAUUCUCUUAGAGAUAGCGCCAGCUUUCCGCAGAGCGAUUCAUACAAGGGGCUCCGCUCACGAUCCCGUUCUCUCUCAAGCUCCACAGAUCAUUCAUUCUAUUCGCGUGGAAGAACUCGUACGAGGAAAAGACGAGCUUGGAAGCGGGACAGUCCAAAUUUGGUUCACGAUUCUUCUUCGAGACCAGGAGUCCGCUUUCACCCCCAAAUACAAUACUCCGACUACCACGAAAAUGCAGAGAUGUCUCCUUACGGCAGUUCAAAUGUUACCAAAGUGGAAGCGCUACCCGUACAAACAGCUGUGCCAUUCUUUUUCUGGAAACAAAGCAGCGUCGCAAGCACAUUCUCAUCUCACGACAAUGCAGAGCAGACCCUGAUUAAGCUGCUUGAUCAAAUUGAUGAGCGGAUAUCCGACGAUCCUAUUAGCAGGUACUAUUCGAAAAUUCCAGAAUUGACUAUGGAUGAUGUAUUAUCGAGACAGGAGUCGCUUCACGAGCCGGUCUUGGAAAAUGACUUGGGCAUCGGUCAGGGUGAAUCUAUCCAACCGAAUAGUCUGAGUGCACAAGAAACGGUGGAUUUGAGGACAGCCAACAUAUUAGGGCUCCGUUCCCCUGAAGAUCAAACUGAAGUGCUGAAUAAAGAGAGCGAAGACAACAAUGCCGAACCUUUGGAAGCGCUCGGCACAAGGGUGGACAACGAUCCAACAAACGCUGAAGUUCAGAGAAGCGACACUAAGCCCACAUCUCACAAUACAUUCAAUUCAACAAACAGCUCACCAGGUCGACAAUCCAAUGGAGAAACAAAAUUUUACCAAACGCAGGCUCUUGGUCUCAUAAGCCACGACAAAACGCUCGUUAAACAACUGGUUGGCAUGAGCCAGCAGAUUGUAUGGUCAUUCAUACCAAACACGGGCGGGUCCAGGAUACAUACCUUGAUGAAACGACUUUGGGGUUGUGUGGAUAUGAUGUGCCUGCAACUUCUCUGGGAAGAGAGCCAGAGAGGACACGAUUCUGAGUGCACAUACAUCAUACGUAAUUUCUCGAACCAAGUCAAGAAAACGGAGCACAAAAGACGAAAGCCAAUCUCAGGAAAGAUACAUUAUCUGGUUUGUGGAGAUUGCAAGGCCGCAAAACCUUACCAAUCAGCCAAGGAUGCCUUGGAUCAUUUGCACGAAAAACACAUUGACUGCCAGCAUGGUGGUUCCGAGCGGCCGUACGACGACCCUUGCUAUGUAUGGCUGCAUCGCAUUUGGCACGAUGGAUACCCUAUGCGGAGUUCGCGAGAUGGACUCCUGGGGAUCGUGGAGGAUUUUAUCGAGGAGCUUUCUUAUAUCAGCGACUACGUGAGAGAAUUGCACAAUAUGACGGCAAGAGAUUCUUCAGCGAGCGAUACAGUAUCAACGCCUCCUCUAUCCGGGAAUAUUACUCACGCAUUUCAACAAAUUGUCAAAAUGUUCAUCUUUCGCUCAAAACAAUUGUCGCUGGUAAAUCGGCGGCGAGACUUGAUCAGUGGAAGUUCAUUGGAGAAUUUUCCGUUGAUUCAACGCAUUGAUCGGAAGAUUGAAGAGCUUCUGUCCCUAGAAAUGGAUGCAAACGAACGCAUCAUAGAUCUUUUAGAGAGCGCCAAGAAAGACAUUUUCCUAUCUGGCAUCGGAUCUCAUUCGGAGAUACUUGAGGCUGAGAGUGUCCGAGUCCAAUUUCUCGCCUUAGCAUUCAUGUCAGGAAUCCAACGGCCUCUUCUGCAGCCAUCGUUUAUGGGUCGCUCUUAUGCAAAGGAUACUCUUUUGCAGCUGUAUAAAGAGUACACUUCUCGGCUUCAUUUCCAAGCUAAUAACCGGCCUCGGAAACGUGUUUUCUUAGAUAUCCAUGGCCUCGAAGAAGAGCUUCAAGCGUUGGAUAAAUUGGUCGACAGCCAAGAAAGCUGUCUUUAUAACGUUUUGACUGUUAUCGAUCCUCUCACUUCUCGAUACACUACAGAGACGCGACUCCGAGAAUUUCGGGCAGAAGUCCAAUACGGCAAUGUUCAAUUACACCAACUGAUAGAAAGACGGCGAGAAAUUGACAAUUUGGCGACAAGACUCUGGAUUUUGAAGGAUCAAGUGAAGCAAACGAUUGAGAUUAUGGAAGAAGACCAUGGAAAAGCGAUCCGAGUUUUUACUGUCGUUACUCUAUUUUUUCUGCCGUUGUCAUUUGUGUCAAGCUUCUUCGGCAUGAAUACGGUAGACGUGAGGGAUUCAAAUUGGAACCAGCAGAUCUUUUGGAUUACCGGAAUACCAAUGACAGUAGUAGUUUUAUCUCUGGCGUGGAUUUACGGCUACAAAGGUGAAGAGAUCCGUGAUUGGAUGAUUCACAGAAUGCAAGAUCGAGGUCGGCAAUAUUGGCCAUCAACGUAUCACCAUAUGAGCAGUCGGACAUCGCUUGAUAAACGAUGGAAGGAAUGGAAUCCAGCGACAGUGGUGAACCAAAAUAGAACGGAUAGACAAGACUUUAAGACUCUAAUAAGGAGCAAAGUCCAGAAUGUACCCGGCUGGCGGCGCAGCACUAACGAGAAUUUUAAAGGGCUUAAUGGGUCCGACGAGAGAUUUAUGAUGAGAAGACGAAACACGGAAGAUAGUUUGGCACCAAUGAGGUGUUGAUAGAUUCAUGGAUAGUCAAUGGAAGAG